This is a messenger RNA of Ailuropoda melanoleuca (giant panda), 2180 nucleotides long. It is a transcript of the gene CENPM, whose product is annotated as centromere protein M. The coding region runs from base 71 to 598 and encodes 175 amino acids. The record is from RefSeq and is a predicted model, not a curated record. The transcript is spliced from 6 exons. Lineage: Eukaryota; Metazoa; Chordata; Mammalia; Carnivora; Ursidae.
UAAGGGCGGGCCUUAGCGGUUUGAAAGAUCCGCGCGCGCUGCACGAGUGGCCGUUCUGCUCGUGACUGGGAUGUCGGUGUUGCGGCCGCUGGACAAGCAGCCUGGCCUGAACACGGCCACCAUCUUGCUGGUAGGCACGGAAGAUGCUCUUCUGCAGCAGCUGGCCGACUCGAUGCUUAAAGAAGACUGCGCCUCGGAGCUGAAGGUCCACCUGGCAAGGUCCCUCCCCCUACCCUCCAAUGUGAAUCGGCCCCGAAUUGACCUGAUCGUGUUCGUGGUCAAUCUUCACAGCAAAUACAGCCUCCGGAACGUGGAGGAGUCCCUGCGCCAUGUGGACGCCACCUUCUUCCUGGGGAAGGUGGGCUUCCUCGCCACAGGUGCCGGGCGGGAGAGCCACUGCAGCGUCCACCGGAACACCAUCGUGAGGCUGGCGCACACCUACCGGAGCCCUCUGCUCUUCUGUGACCUGGAGGGCACACUCCUCCACAUACCUGAGUUUGAGCCUCGCUGUAUUUUAAGGCCUUGCCGGGCAGGAAUUUUCAGCCCCCUUUUGCGCAUGAAGAAACACGUUCAAGAAGCUGGAAGGUUGGCCCAGUGAACAUAUUUCCGACCGAUGCUGAUAGGGUCCUGUGCUGUUCCCUGAGCACACAAAUGAGCCGGGCACCGCGCUUGCGCCCUCCAAAUCGCGCUAGACCAGCAGGCACGGCGUGCUGCAGCAGAAGGACUUGGGGAGGCCUGGAAGCCUGGCGGGAGAAUGCAGCCGUUCCUUCCUGCAGGGGACGGGAGCAGCCUGAUGUGGUCGGACUUGGGUUUGGAGGCCACAUCUCCAGAGCGUGGUGUGUAGAUUGCAGGAGGCCCAGCCAGGGACGAGGCUUGGGGGUCGAGGCUGGGCAGGAGGCCAGCUGGGGAGCCUGAGUGAGAGCUGCAGCAGCAGCUCGGAGGUGUAUUUCGGGGGCAAAGGCCACAGAACUCAGAGGGAGAGGAUUCCGUCAACAAAUACUUCCUAGGUACCUCUAGUGUGCCAAGCACUGUUCUAGGCACUAGGGAUGCAGCAUAGAACAAAACAGAAAAAGAAGAAAUCCCAGCUCUGUGUUCAUGGAGCGAACAAAGUAAGGAAGUAAAAUGUGUAACGUGCUAGAAAGUGAGUAUGUGGCACGUCAGGUGGUAAAGGGGUUAAGGUUUAGUGGGAUAGACAGGAGUGACCGUUAAUGAGACCUUUAAAGACUUGAAGAUGGCGGGAGCGCAGGCCGUGGAGACUCCUGGAGAAGCACAGGAGGCCUGAGGAACAAUAUGAUGGCCUGGCUUCGGAGGGCUUGCCUGGUGUGUCCAGGUUCCCACUGGGGAGGCCAAGGGCCCGAGCGCAGCAAACAGAGGGCAGAGUGACCGUGGCGUCAGAGCAGGGGGCCUUGUGGCCCUAAUAAGGGCGGUGGCCGUGUCUCUGAGUAAGGCAGGAGCUGCGCAUGGAGGGUGCGGGGGAGGGAGGGAUGCGGCCUGACGUGGGCUUUAUUUGUUUUUCUUUUCUAUUUAUGUGAUACGGGUUUAAAUGGAUCUCUCCAGCUGUUGGGAGGAGAGUACGGGGAAGGGAAGCAGGGGCAGAAAUGAGGAAAUGGGCCCCAGUGGCUGGUUCUGGAAGAGUUAGGAGUGGCCUGGGCUCCGUGGUGUCCGGGGGGCGGGGGGGGGCAGGAUGGUCGCAAUACUGGGGGUUUUCCAGGGUGGAGCUAACAGGCUGUGCCUGUGGCCUGGGUAUGAGUGAGACAUGGGAGAAAGGAGAGUCAGGAUGGCCUUGAAGUUUUCAGCUUAGCCGGUGUUAGGAUGGAAGUGACUUUGGCUGAGAUGGGGCAAUUGCAGGGGUGGGGAGGACCCUUAGGGACUCCACUGGGGGCAUACUAAUAAGAUCAGGGUGUUGGUCAGACAUCUACCCAGAAAUCGAGUAGGCAGCUGCACAUGUAUGUCUGAUGUUCAGAGGAAGGGUCUAGAGAUGUAAUUUGGGCAUCGUGGGCCAUGAGAUGGUUUUAGAUCACGGAACUGAAUGAGGUCACCAGGGAGUGUGUGUGGGGAGAAGCCCUGCAAAGGCCAAGGCCGGGGGCGGGGGCAGCACUUAGUUAGAACUUAAAUGUGUGACAGGAGGGAGCAGCCUGUGAGGCGGGAGGAGGUGUGUGUUGGUGGGGGUGAGUGUGUUG